Silurus meridionalis is the source of this 1232-nucleotide messenger RNA. RefSeq names its product BPTI/Kunitz domain-containing protein. The coding region runs from base 36 to 722 and encodes 228 amino acids. The transcript has 6 exons. Gene Ontology annotation, molecular function: serine-type endopeptidase inhibitor activity. The record is from RefSeq and is a predicted model, not a curated record. NCBI's taxonomy places the organism in Eukaryota, Metazoa, Chordata, Actinopteri, Siluriformes, Siluridae.
CAUUUACUUAGAUCUUCAUCAGCGAACACACCACCAUGAGGAACUUCAGCAUUUUUUUGCUCAUUUUUGUUUUAUUUUAUUGUAUCCAUGGACAGGCCACAGUGCCAGAUUUCUGUGCCCUGCCAAAAGAUGAAGGCAUUGACUCUGGCAAGGAUGUCCAGGUCCACUUGUACUACAACAAGACUGCAGAUAAGUGCUAUCCAUUCCGUUACAAGGGAGACGGUGGUAAUCAAAACCGCUUCAAUUAUGAAUUUUACUGCAUGAGAAACUGCUCCCCCAAUGCUUAUCAACUGUAUCCUACAAACCGCACUGAAGCUUGUCGCUUGCGAAAAGCUCCAGGUGACUGUUAUGGCCAUUAUCUACGUUAUUACUACGAUGCUGCUCACAGAAAGUGCACGACGUUUGCCUGGACUGGCUGUGUAGGCAAUGGAAACCGUUUCUUGGAUUUAAAACAUUGCAAUGCCACAUGCUUUGGAAUAUUAGAUAACGAUGAAAAUAGAGAGAAUGAAGGUAGCGGUGACGUGGAAUCAGACACACCAAUUGGCAUCAUUUUGGGAGUUGUUUUAGGUGUUAUUGGAGCCAUCAUUCUCAUUGUUGUGCUUGUCCUGACAUUGAAAAAACCCAAGAAAAGCAAAAAAAGCAAAGCUAAAGAAGCCAAAGUGAAAGAAGAGCUAAAUUCUCCUGGACCUGAAAUACCCCUUCAGGGGACUGAAACGGCAUAAUGGACCUUAAAGAUGCACCCAGCGGCACCAUUAAUACCUCUCAUAACUUCAUAUCAAAUCUUCACAUCAGAACAAGACAUUUUUAGAAAAAGGGUUUAUCAAGCGGUCUUUGGUUAGUUUCUUAGCUUCCUAAAGUUGUUACCACACUAUUAAAAAACUACAAUGUCCCCCCCAGAUGGACAGGCCAUGGACUUAUGGUCUAAAGUCAAACUUUUUUCUAAGAGUGUACCAGUUGCUGAGUAUUAGGCCUUUUUGGUAAUGUUUUUAUAAUGUAAAGUGUGUGUUCAGGAUAUUCACAAAAACAUAUGCUGAAGAAUUAAGAGAGUACAGUUAAUAGUGUUGUCAUUUUGAUGGUGUGUAAAUUUGAUAUUGUUCAUUUUUAAUUUCAUAUUGUUUAAACUGUAUAAAAGCAAACAGUUCUCUCAUUAUAAUGACUUAAACUUUGUUUUAUAAAGGUUGUCAAUGGUCAACACUUUAAUAAAAAAAAAAACAUUCUGAUCCCAAUUCCAA